CGAAACCAAUCCGUUAGUUUUUGAAUUUUUACCACGGCAACACGGGUCGCGAUUUGACGGUGCCGUCGCGAUUUGACAUCUGUCACUUUGUCUUGCUUCUCGAACGGGACGGUACCUGUAUAUUGACGGUCUACGCUAAAGUUGUGUAUCAUCGCUAAUCCUUAUCCAUUCCUGCCCCAUACCCUUCUCCCUAAGUGAUACGGCGUGAGAAGACGAAGGCAUCGGUUCCGGUAGGCUGCCGGUUGAGGUGCUCACUCGAUUCGAGCAGCAGGACAACGCAGGUAGGGACGAACUGCCUACCCUGGCCAGUCUGCUGGCAUUUUUAGAAGCUGAAAGUCGCCGACACGAGAUUAUGCCACCGCCCUCCUCCUCUGGGUCGCGUGUGCCGGCUUCCGGCCACGCCGUUUCGGUUGCUCAGAGGGGAGGGGGAGGGGAUAAGAGGGGGCCGUCUCAACGACUGACUGCGCUCAUGGCAGCGGUGGGAGGCCCACGGUGUGCCUUCUGUCAUGAGAGCGGGCACGACGUAGCCGCCUGUCCGAGGUUCCGGUCGACGCGCAUCAGGGGUAGACGCAACAUCGUUGCCCAGCGGCGAUGGUGCUUUUUUUGUUUUGGGCCGCACACGGCGAGCGUCUGUCCACAGCCACAAUUGUGCCCUAAUUGCGACGGUCGGCACCAUGCCCUCCUGUGUCUGGAGUCUGCCGCCACUCCGAGGUCAUCCGGACGCAGUCAUCCAGCCUCGCCGACCGGUGAGCGCACCGGUCGUAGCCCUCGCCAAUUCGGCGGCGUGGACCCUCGGAAAGAGGCUUCGCAGGGAGGCGCCGGGUUAGGUACUGCGGGCGGGUGCCAGCGGAUGCCCAUUAGCUACGCCGGGGUGGCCACGUUGUCCCCCCGUGCGGGGCCGUGUUCGCCUGCUGGAUCGAGUAGCCCUGCUCACUCGUCUCCCCCUCCCUCAGAAGUACGGUUUUCUCCUCCGCUGAGGGAGCGGCCGACGCUGGAGCGACUCCCUCCAGUGUUUGGACCGUUUGGCCAUCGUACGCGGAGGUAUAUGAGGCGGGACGGGAAACGAGGGCCUUAUGUGGGAGCGUGGGAUCCGCUGGCACGCUACGACCUUCCGUCGCGCGCCGACCGGGAUAGCGGGGACCCGGGCCCCCGCUAGGAAAUUGCCGCUCACUGCAGUGUUGCCCCAGCCCCAGAAGCUGUUUUACUUCCUACCGCUUCUGUUCGGGUGUUGGAUUCGGAUGGCAACACUGUGUUUGCUCGAGCUCUGUUGGAUUCCGGCGCACAGGGCAGUAUUAUGUCGAGCAACCUUGCAGUACGGUUGGGCAAUCCUAUUUACAAGUCUUCUUAUUCUAUUCGUGGAGUGGGCAAUGUUAGAAUUUCGGACGUGAUCGGUCACACUUCAUUUAUUUUCUCAUCGAAUCCCAACCCUCGCUUACAGUUUAGAGUCUCAGCUUUGGUGAUGCCUCAGGUGAUAAGUCGUCACCCUCCGGUGAAGGUAAACAGUUACAUACGGUCAUUGACUUCAGACUUACGGCUAGCGGACCCCAAGUUUGACACACCGGGGCCAGUAGACGUACUACUUGGGGCGGAUGUACUAGGGAAGCUGCUCCUGACUGGGAAGCGCGUUCUUCAUGCGGAGGGUUUGGUUGCAAUGGACACAAAAUUAGGGCAUGUAUUGUUGGGUCCUGCGUUCCGGCCAGUCGCUGCGAGGAAAUCGGACAAUUUUCUGGUCGGGUCUACGCUUUCGGAAGUAGUCCAACGGUUUUGGGAACUAGAAGAACCUCCUACAGCUUAUCGAGUUAACCCGGAUGAGGAGGAAUGUGAGCUGUUUUACCAGAAUAAUACGGGUCGUCUCUAUUCGGGCCGGUUCUUGUUAAGACUUCCUUUUCGGGCGAAUCGCCCACUGCUAGGCAGUUCGAGGAAGGCAGCAGAGACCAGACUUUUGUCAAUGGAGAGACGCAUGAGGCGCGACGCGGUGUUCCGGCAGAAAUAUGUAGAGUUUAUGCGGGAGUAUGAAUCUUUAGGUCACAUGUCGGUUUCCAAGGUAGAUUGGAGUGCUACGGAGCACUGUUUCCUGCCUCAUCAUGCGGUUUUGAAAACUCCUAACGGUAAAAUUAGGGUCGUGUUUGACGGUUCGGUCACGACCUCCUCCGGCGUCUCGUUAAAUCAGUGUCUCCAUUCGGGUCCAAAGCUGAACCGGGACAUUUCAGACAUACUGACGAGCUUCCGCAGGCACCAGAUCGUUUUCGUGGCAGACAUCCGUAUGAUGUUCAGGCAAACGGUGAUUCAUCCGGAGGAUAGGCGGUAUCAACUCAUUCUCUGGCGUGAAAGCUCAGAUGAGCCCAUAAAAAUUUAUGAACUGAACACGAACACUUACGGGUUGCGGUCGAGUCCAUAUUUAGCGGUUCGUUCUUUGCGGGAGUUGGCAGUGAGGGAACGGUUGCACUACCCUCGUGCUGCGGACAUUUUGGAACGGGACCUAUAUGUCGAUGACGUAUGUACGGGCGCCGACAGUGUCGAAGAGGCCUUAUCACGCAAGGAUGAACUGAUCCGCCUUUUGAGCAGGGGCGGGUACGAGUUGAGAAAAUGGCUGUCUAACUGUCCUGAGUUGUUGACUGGUUUGCCAACGGAGUUUCAACAGGACCCCCAUCUUUUCGAGAAUGUCGAUAACCCUAACAUGCUGUCGGUCCUAGGGAUUCAAUAUCGUCCGAUUCAAGACGAAUUUACCUAUCGGGUGGAGUUGGAAAAUCCAAAGGUAUGGUCUAAGCGAACGGUGCUUUCCACAAUUGCUCGAACCUUCGAUCCAAACGGUUGGAUCGCUCCUGUCACUUUUCUCUUAAAGUGCUUCAUGCAGCGACUGUGGUCUGCUAACCUGUCAUGGGACGAGGGGAUUGCUGGUGACCUAUUGAAGGAUUGGUUGAACUUUUUCUCGUCUCUCCCUGAUAUUAACCACGUGUCAAUACCUCGGAAGCUGGUUCCUGCGGGCAAAUACAAGGCGUCUCUCCACGGGUUUUCGGAUGCCUCGGAACGCGGAUUCGCAGCUGCGGUAUACUUGCGAACGGUUUCUUCAACUGGAAGGGUUGAUAUACGGUUGGUGUUAGCUAAGAGUAAGGUCGCUCCGCUUCGGACACGCAUGACGAUUCCGAAGCUCGAGUUGUCUGGUGCCGCUCUGUUGACUAGGUUGUUAAACCAUACAGCUACUAGUUUACGGUCGGUUAUUGAUUUAGAAAACACUGUCUAUGCUUGGACAGACAGCCAGAUAGUGUUGUGCUGGUUGAAGGCUUCGGUUCAUACACUUGAAGUUUUCGUGGCCAACCGUGUCUCCCAGAUUCAAGGUUCUGAAGUCCCUCUAACAUGGAGACACGUGCCUGGUGAGCUCAAUCCGGCGGACUGCGCUUCUCGGGGAUGCUUAGCAUCGGAAAUAGUUGAUCAUCAGUUAUGGUGGGGUCCCCAGUGGCUCACCAUGAAGGCUUCUCAGUGGCCUCCCUCUCGCAUAGGAGUUCCUCCAGGUCUCGUGGCUGCACCUGCGCAGUUCGAGGAUCGAGGAGUGAUUCAGGGGUUGGAUUUGGAUCUGCUCAUCAACCGUUAUAGCUCCUUGGACAAGCUGGUUAAGGUUACCGCCUGGAUUUUGAGGUUUAUUCGGAAUUGUCGUUUGUCGGUGUCUCAACGCAAUAUGACACCUGUUGUGUGUCCCAUCGAGCGGAAGAAGGCGCUGCUGAAAUUAAUUGAAGUUGUGCAAGCCACCAGCUUUCAUUCAGAAUUGAAGGCGCUAAGGACUGAGCGCCCUAAGCUUCGUGGAGCUAUCGCUCGUCUUAGCCCUUUGUAG
Molecule: messenger RNA, 3826 nt
Organism: Bombyx mori (domestic silkworm)
Lineage: Eukaryota; Metazoa; Arthropoda; Insecta; Lepidoptera; Bombycidae
Exons: 2
Coding region: 1295-3826 (843 amino acids)
Source: RefSeq, a predicted model, not a curated record